CUUGUUGUUCUGCAUUCCUUUGUGUGUGCGGAUGAUCUCGACCCUCGAUUCCUUCCUAUUUCUCCCUUGAUCGUACUUCUCUCUCUCUCUCUCCCCUCUGGCCCAGUCUCGAACCCGAACUCUCGCCUCUCUCCUGGUGAGACUCGAGGGCUGGUCCCGCCGAUAAGAGGACCCUUUCCGACUCCCCUACUCUGAGUUACUGAGUUGUCCGCUGCCCCUCCCAGUCCCCGGCUUCCGUGGGCCCUAUCCCGUCCCUCCCUCUGCUCCAUUCCAUGCAUCCUCGCCUUAGGUCUUCUAUAUAAUUGUAGACCCGCCUGAGCCACCCGUCCUCCCACUGCUCGCCUUUGCCUUUUGCCCAUCUUCAGUCUUCCCCCCUACCCCAGGGAGUCGACCCCCGUUCACCGCCUAUUAUUCCGCGUGAACCCCCCCCACUGUAUAUAUAUUUGAUAUAUGCAUGGACCACCCUAGCUGACAUUGACCAUGUCAUUGCGCUCUACGGCCGAUUUCGCGGAGGACUUGGCAGCUGGCUUUUGCAUCUUCCGCGACCCUCUACCGGAGCAUGCCACCGAAAUCACCAGCCUGGUGGCCGACCUCUAUUGCAUCAGCACCGCUCUCAAAAGCCUGGAGGACCUGUCAUGCAACCGGGCCUCCCGUAACAACUACCCUGCCAUCCGACUGGACCUCGAAUUGGUCCGUACCAGCCUCAAGUACACGCUCGAAGACGUAUAUGAGUUCUUCGGCAAUACCGACACGCGAAAAGGCCCCAGCCGCGAGGCCCACAAGCGAACCUGGGUCGAGCUCUGCUCUUAUUUCAAGGAGCAAUCCCAGGACUCGCUGUCUACCCGGUUAGCCAUAUACAAGCGGUUCCUGAAUGAUCUGGAGUGUAUAAUGAAGGAUAAGUUUCCUGAUACCCGGCUGAUGUCCUCGAUCCGCAACAACCUCAAAGGGCUACUGGUCCGGCAGGACAGUCGACUCGCACCGCGUUUGGGCUCCCUCUCGCUGGGCUCGCCGGCCACCUCCACCAGCAGCAGCAGCAGCAGUAGCAGCAGCAGCGCUGACCCGGGGAGUCCGGCCAGUGACCGGAGGCCUCGCACCCGCCGGUCGUAUGAGCGAGCCCGGCCAGCUCAUGCCUCGCCCCAAUCGCCCACCUCCACGUCGUCGGCCACGUUUUCCGACAUCCCACCCUCUGCUCCCGAUGCCCCGGAAUCUCCCACCGCUAGCACGAGUGCCACCAGCUACUCUGUGAACUCUAGUAUUACCAGCGACCAUUGGGCCAAACGAGUAUUCCAGGGCGAUCAUUCAACAACCCCGAUCCCCUAUGUCGGCGAAAGCUCGAAAUGCCUCGGGGAGGUGAAAAAUGGCGUCAAAGGCUGGCUUCAUGAAGAAGAGUUCGAAGAGGUGGUUGAACUAGGAUUCGGUAGUGAAACGAACCUUCACGUAUCGUUCUACGUGCGAGAAGAAGAUCAUCGCGCACGGAUUGUGUGUAAAUCUCGCGGCUCCACCCGAGCCAGCGAGUACUUCUGCCUGCCGUUGAACCUGCUGGAGAUCGUGCGCGUCGGUUCCUGCUUGCAGAUCUGUCGACGGCGUCGUGGGGGCUCGGAGCUUGUCUUAUGGGCCAAUCUCAAGUUCCACACCAUCGAAAAGAUGGUGAUUUUCUUCGGCACGUUCUUGGCGCUUCGAUCCCAGGACUCUGGUCGGCCCGUGGAGCGUAUUCGUGAUUACGAGCUCGAGGACGAGGACGAGCAUUUCGGAGGGCAAAUCGUCGAUGACGACUAUCUUCACGCCCUGCGCGUAUACCGGGAUAACGUGUCCGGAGCAGUCAGGCUGCAAGCGUCAGUCCACAAAGGGGAAAUGAAGCGAAUGCCUGUGUGGACUGCCUUCAUCACAGAGCACAUCGGCACCAGAGGCUGGAUCCGUCGCACCGAGUCCAAGGUCGUCGUGCUGCGCGAGCUGAGGCGGACCAUUUUCACCUUCCCUGACUAUAACCCGCCCAUGACACCCAAGGGGGAGCAUAUCUUACGGUUCACGAAUCGAUCCGAUGCCCAGGGCUUCAUGGACACGAUGGUCGAACUCGCGGAUCUAUGAGAUGAGAUGAGAUGAGAUGACAACGAAUUACGAAUUGCAUAGCGGCCGCUGGCUGCAAAAGGACGAAGAAUAGUAAUAACGAUUGAUGAUUUACGAAUUAUGACGAUAUGACCUACCUACCUACCUACCUACCAUGAUGACGGUUGUUGCUUGAAUGUUUUUUGAUCAAAUCUACACUUGCUGCACUGCACAGAUAUGAUUCCGAACCAGGGAGUGGAGUGGACUGGAGUGAUCGAUACCCUGAUACUCUGAUACCCUCCGUUCGUCUUGAGUGGAUUGGACGGACGGAUUUUGUAUAAACCAUGUUUCCAAAAGAAUAACUUAAAACAAG
Messenger RNA from Aspergillus heteromorphus CBS 117.55, 2416 nucleotides. RefSeq lists its product as uncharacterized. Bases 481 to 2085 code for a protein of 534 amino acids. The record is from RefSeq and is a predicted model, not a curated record. NCBI's taxonomy places the organism in Eukaryota, Fungi, Ascomycota, Eurotiomycetes, Eurotiales, Aspergillaceae. The transcript is spliced from 8 exons.